Molecule: messenger RNA, 3193 nt
Organism: Panicum virgatum (switchgrass)
Lineage: Eukaryota; Viridiplantae; Streptophyta; Magnoliopsida; Poales; Poaceae
Product: leucine-rich repeat extensin-like protein 3
Exons: 4
Coding region: 1918-3018 (366 amino acids)
Source: RefSeq, a predicted model, not a curated record
UUCUGCCUUUUUGCUCUUGUGAUCUCUCUGCAAACCUCUUUGACCACGGGGUCUUUUUGUUUCAAUGUCUGGAAGAAUGUGAACUGGAGAUCUCUUUUUUAACUCUAUUUCCCAAGGAGAAAUUCGAGUUUCAAUUGGGCUUCAGUGUGUUGCCGAUUCACAUGGGAGGAAGUUUUCACAGCGUGGCAAGGGAUCAAAGAACCUAAGGUGGCAAUUGAAUGUGCAUAUCGAACAAGGGAUGCAUACAUCAAGAACAGACAUCUUGUAGUGCCUAGGUGGACUAUAAAUAAACAAGUAAAAGAGGACUAUAGGCAAUAGAUGAUUAAUUAGGCCAAUCACCUCUACAGAUUCGCUAAAGCAUUCAGCAAGAAAACAAAAGACAUUUGGACCCUAUUUUUUUUCCUAAAUGGAAAAGUAGCGAUGCUGGGAGGGACACUGGUUUUCAAAGAUAAAUCCAUUGCUCUGUUUUCAUGUCGCGACACCCUAAAUUUCGCGUUCAUAAUAGUUAAAAUCAAAUUACUGUUCUACCCUCGCUCUUUUACAUUCUUAGGUUAAGAAAAGAAUUAGUCUCUUUGUAAUAAAAUGAACCAUUGGCCAUAACUUUGUUUGAGUGUUUUUGCGUGCCUAAGCCCGUCCAGAAUUAUUUUCUAAUUUGUGUGGGUCAAAUUCUAUUUUGUGUAGUUUUAUCUCUUUUCUCGAGUAAACACAUGAUACUAUGGUUCAGCUUCCAUGCAUUGAUGCAUAUUAACUGAACAUUGAAUUUAUGUAACUAGAGCAUUGUUGGCAGCAAUUUGCUGGUACUGUAUAAGAACUUGUCUGCAAUAACCUACAGUAACACUUUUUCUUUACCAUUCUUCUGUUUCUUAUAAACCAUCCAAUUAGGCCCAUCUUAUUCCAAAUAAUACUGACCAUUGAAAUAGCUCUUCUGCUGUUAUAGUACUACUAAUGCUGUGAUUUUAUUGGUUUAUAAAUGUAAGUGCUAGUAAUUCCUUUAUACUUGAUUAAUAAUCCAUUCUGGAUUUCCUCUUGUUUGGUUUGUACACUAGCCUGUUAACUGAACGUCUCAUUCUUCAAAAGCAAAUCAGGCUCUAAUGACUGUCUGGUAUUCUGGUAUGCAAUUGCUAGCAGUACCAGCCUACCAGGUGAGCUGAAAACUGUGGGCGAGCUUUCCUGAAUGCAAGGGCAGCCCACCGUUUCCCGGACAUCUGACGCCAUGGAUCCUGCAGGGUACGGACGAUCCAGCCUCUCCUGAUCUUACAGCCACCACAGGAGGCGGCAAAAUGUCACGGAUGACCAAGCGGUUCACUUCACAGCCGCAGGAGCCCGCAGCGCAGUCCCCACGAUCUUCUCGUCCAACUCCUCCGCCCGCCCAAUCGCGUCUCCAUCUGCAAGCUCCGCAUGAACUGAAGCCGUCCUUGGACUUGCUUUCCAUCCAACUCUUGCUGCUGCGAGUGUACUAGGUACGCUCCAAAACCGUGAUGCUUCCAGAACCACCAGAAUGGAGCCCGUGACCCCGAGAUGCCCGCGAAAAUCGAAGUCCUCGCCCUUUGUUAAACGCCGCGAGGUCACAGGAGGGCCCAGACGGCCUUCACAUGCCCUUGUUUCAUUCAUGUGAGUUGGAGGGAUGUGUCCUCACCGCAUCCCUUUUCAGACCACAGCAAUUCAGCAUGCUCCACUCAGCUGCACACUUCAUUCCUUGCUCAUCUCCUGAUUCUCCCAACCGCUAGAUGAUGAGUGCUUUGGUUUCUCAUAAAAUGCAGGUACAGCCGAGUUACUGAUAAUAAUAUUUUCUCGUGACGCCGGCGUUAGCGGAGUUCAGAGGACCCACCUGUCAAAUGGAUAUAAAGCAGGGUUUGGGGCCUAUCACCCUCUUCUCAGCCAUCACAGAAGCUCACACAUGAGCCAAGACUCUCCGCCAUGAAGAAACCAAGAGCGUCUCUCGCGUUGGAGACCCUGGUGGUGUUGUUUGCCGCUCUUCUUCACGGCGCGCAAUGCCAGAGCUCUGAGGGCAGCUCUGGCGGCGGCGGCAGCGCCAACCUCACGGUGAUCGGCACCGUGUUCUGUGACGCCUGUUCCUCCAGCUCCUUCUCCAAACACAGCUACUUCUUGCCAGGCGUGAAAGUCAGGCUGGACUGCAUGCUCAAAGUGAACUCCGAUUCCAAGGAGGAGAUCAAGAUCACCGCGGAGAAGGUGACCAACAGCUACGGCGCCUACCAGCUUGACAUCCCGGCGAUCGACGGCUUCGAGUGCGCCGCCCCCGGCGCCACCGCCGCCGAGUCCUUCUGCCGGGCCGCCGUGCUGGACAACCCCUCCGCGCUCUGCAACGUGCCGGCCGUGACCACCACCGCCGGCCACAUCUCCUUCCCGUUCCCGAGCCAGGAGCCCAACGCCUGCUUCUACAGCCUCAACUCCCUCUACUACCGCCCCGGCAAGCCGGGCCCCGCUCAGUGCGACGGCGGCGGCGGCGUGUCGCCCGCCGCGCUGAACACGACCCUGUUCUACUGCCCGCCGUGGCCGUGGCCGCCCAUCCCGUUCUGCACGCCGCGGCCGUGGUUCCCGCCGAUACCGUUCUUCACGCCGCCGCCGCCGGCGUUCCCGUUCCCGCUGCCGCCGAUCCCGUUCUUCACGCCGCCGUCGCCCCCGCCGCCGGCGUUCCCUUUCCCGCUACCACCGUGGCCAUGGACGCCACCAUCGCCCCCGCCAUCGCCGUCGUUCCCGUUUCCUCAUUUGCCGCCGAUCUUUACCACACCAUCUCCCCCGCCGCCGCCGCCGCCAGCAUUCCCGUUCCCGUUUCCGCCGCUUCCACACCUGCCUCCGCUGCCGCACUUGCCACCAUUGCCGUCGCUGUAUCCACCGCCCCCUCCGCCGCCGCCGCCGCCACCUCCACCACCAUCGUUUCCUUGGCCUUUCCCGCCACUACCUUUCUUCCCUCCAGGUUCUCCGGGGCCAUCUCCACCGCCUGUGAAGUACUCUCGGAAAGAUCCAAGCACUUGGUCUCCUUCCGGCAAUCGGCCAUAAAGUAAAUAAUUAGUUUUGCUCCUGCUGGGAAGGAUAAUGUGAAAAACACCGCUUGGUAUAUGAAUUUUCUCCUUUUUCCUGUUUUUAUUUAUAUCCACUUAGCUGUAUGAACACGAAUGUAAAUUUGUGCUUGCGCCCCUAUACAUAUAUAAACGCAGAAUUUCUAGGUUCUAAA